Messenger RNA from Paralichthys olivaceus (Japanese flounder), 3225 nucleotides. It is a transcript of the gene cbr4, whose product is annotated as carbonyl reductase 4. Gene Ontology annotation, molecular function: oxidoreductase activity, acting on the CH-OH group of donors, NAD or NADP as acceptor. NCBI's taxonomy places the organism in Eukaryota, Metazoa, Chordata, Actinopteri, Pleuronectiformes, Paralichthyidae. The record is from RefSeq and is a predicted model, not a curated record.
GUGAGGCGGUGACAUUCACUGGGAAACUGUCUGGAUGAGGACGCACAUGAACGUGUCCUGUUCACAAAAACACCAGAUCUCAAACAAACAGACACAGAUUGAUUGAGACAGAUUGAUUUCUAUUAUUGUGUUCUGUGCUCAGCCUAAAACAAGCUUACUAGAUGCAGAUACCAUUAUUUAGAAAAGUACAAAAAAGAAAGUGUACAAGUAAAAAAGAAAGAAAGAAAGAAGAAACCAGACCAGCAGCUUCAAUAGCAAAUAAACCACCCUGAUGUUUUUUCUCCAACUUAUAAGCAUUAACAUGAAACAUCAUCAGAGCUCCAGCAGUUCUGGGUUUAGAGCACAUCGAUCAUUUGAACUCAUCGUAAUAAGAGCAAAGUGUGAUUCAUUCACACAUUUCACUGAGACAUGAUGAGAAUCAGAGAAUCAGAGAAUCAGAGCUGCACUCUACUGUACCAGACUGUGUCCACUGCGCCAUCUAUCGACCACAGGCGAGUAACGCAACAACACGAAAGAGCACAAACAAACAUGGCGACGUCCGUGAGCAGCAGCGUGUCCUCUGAGUCCCUGUGAACAAAACGUUUAGUCUGACUGGACUCAUCAGAGGAGGAGCACGUGAGUAACAACGUGAACUUUACUGUCAACGCGUGGUUGUGUCGCUGGAAGCAGCAGAGACGACAACAUCAGCAGCAGCGAGCUGGCACUGCGCCGCCAUGUCUCUACAUGUUGAGUUGUAGAGAUCAGCUCCGCCGACACCAUGAACACACCUCGUUUCACCUCGUUAGAAAGACUCGGUGUUGUUGAACACUUCUAGGAUUGUACCUGCCUCACUGCAGCCUCCGCUCUCUGCAGGCACGCUCAUGUCUCCAGGCUCCAGACUGGCGGUGGUGUGUGGAGGCUCCAGGGGGAUUGGGAGAGCCGUGUCCCGCCUGCUGGCACAGAGCGGCUGCAGGGUGGCUGUGGUCUCCAGGGACCAGGACGCUGCCCGGGCCACCGUGGCGUCUCUACACGGAGAUGACCACGUGGCUUUUAGCUGUGAUGUCUCCAAAGAGCAGGAGGUGCAGAAAACAUUUGACACAAUCCAGAAAACCAGUGGAAACAUCUGUUACCUCGUGAACGCAGCUGGAAUCAACAGGGACGCUCUGUUGCUGAGAACCAAGCCGGAGGACAUGCUGGCUCUGCUUCACACCAACUUGUUGGGCACCAUGCUGACCUGCAGGGCGGCUCUGCGCAGCAUGCUGCACACACAGGGAGCGGCCAUCGUUAACAUAGGCUCUGUAGUGGGCCUGAAAGGAAAUGUUGGUCAGUGUGUGUACAGUGCCAGUAAAGCUGGUCUGGAGGGUUUCACACGAUCUUUAGCAAAAGAAGUUGCUUCACGUAAUAUCAGGGUGAAUCUGCUGGCUCCAGGUUUCAUUCGCACCGCCAUGACCGCAGGGCUGAGAGAGGAGGAUGGGGUGCGUUCUGUUCCACUGGGGAGAUUUGGCGAGCCGGAGGAGGUAGCCCCGGCUGUUCUCUUCCUCUUGAAAAGCUCCUACAUAACAGGACAGGUGCUGGUGGUGGACGGAGGGCUGCAGUUGACCAUGUAGGGAGCAGGGCCUUACCUCACCUUUCCAAAUAGUGACAUCUUUUUGAAGGUUAUAUGACAUAAACACUGAGGAAGUGGCUCAGGAACAGAUGAAGUCACUGUGGACCUGUGGAUCUGACCUCAGAAGGGAACGUUUGCACUUCAGACGACAUCAUGGUGGAGGCUGGGUGUUGCUCUUACUCUGAAACUUUGCCAAACUGCCUAAAGAGGUUGCAGAAGUUUUGAAAAGGCAUUUGUGAAACAUCUGCCAGAGGACAUCUCACUGUAGAGUCACUGUGUCCACCCUGAGGGGGCGUGGCCUCAUGUGUGUGACAGUCGACCUUCGUGACUAAUGUUGCCGACUCCGGAGUGUCUGACCCGGUCCAGACCUCGGUUCCCCGAGGCCCUAGAUUUGAUCAGCAGAAUUAAUGCUCUUGGUCUUUUUCCAUGACUGUAACGCUCCCUGCCGCUGAUGUUUUGUUCCCCCCACCUCCUCCAGGAAACCCCCUCACAGCCGGCAAAUGUUGCCCCCCCCCGAGCCCACCUCUGCAGGGGCCUGUGGAGGGGCCAGGCGUGUGGGGCUGCAGCUGGAGGAAAUUAAGAGGUGGUUGGGGUAUUUUUAGCUCGGGGAACAUUGUGAGUGUCUGGUUACAGCUCUGGUCCUGUGGUGUGGAUGGAUGAGGUUGGAGGUGAUUGUCGUGCUCAGUGAUGAGGUUUGAAAUGUUGUGCUGCUUGUUACUUUCAUUGAAACCUGCUGUUCCUUGACCUUAAGUGUCAAAGCCACCUCUAAAUGAGCUUUUACGAUGGUGCUCUCCCAAGUGUAUCCUAAACAUAUGUUCUAUUAAAGGACGAGAUUAGAAUAUUUUCUGAUCAGCCUUCUGUGCAAGAAUGUUUUUCCCACUCUGACUGUGUUCUUUGGCGUUCUCUGGCAGUCUAGAAAAACAUCUCACGCUGUCUGGAGAGAUUUUUUUAUUAACUUUCAUAACCUAAAAUAAUAUCAGGAGAACAAUCCAUAUACAGGCAUUGAUUGGCAUAGAAAUGUGCAAACACAGUCAGCUGAUGUUCGCUCCGAACAGACACAGAAGAAGAUGUCCACUUUGUAUAUUGUUACAGAGGUGACAAAAAUAGUAGAUAUAAAUAUACCUUGCUUUUUACUUUUCACCAGCUUAAGAGCAUUCGUUACCCUCCUCAUAGUGUGAAAAAAAGCUAUUUUGUACAUUCUGGUACAAGUUGUUUGGCACUGUACAAGUGUCCAAAAAUAACAUGCAAAGAAAUUGUGUUUGCAUUAAGCCUAAACGUGAUUUAAGGCAGUGAUAUAUAUAUUUAUAAAACUUAAUGAUAAAGAAAGCCUUGUUUCAUCAGUGAACAAAGAGUUGCUGAUAUAAUUUAUGUUGUUGGGAAAGUAAGUAAUUUUUUUUCCAUACAAAAAUAAAAUUGAAAAUCUGUGAUGUGUGACAAAUAAACCUUUCACAGCACCCUCGCUCAAGUGAGAACAUUUCGAUGCACACUUGUAAAAUAAACCACCAAAGAAGAAGAAAAUGAAAACAUGAUCUGCCAUCACCAAAAAGUUAUUUUAUAUGUUUCUUAAACGUAACUGUCUUGACCUCUGCCACCGUCAUUCACAUCCCACCCACCACAUUAAAGUGUCUCUUUAAACAAAA